CGGCGGAUCAUGGAUAUCGAGAGGCUCCAGGAAGCACUGAAAGAUUUUGAGAAAAGAGGAAAGAAGGAAGUCUGUCCAAUAUUGGAUCAAUUUCUUUGUCAUGUCGCCAAGACUGGAGAGACAAUUAUCCCAUUUACUAUUCAGCGACUUUGUGAGCUGCUAACAGAUCCUAGGCGGAAUUACACGGGAACCGACAAAUUUCUCAGAGGAGUUGAAAAGAAUGUUAUGGUUGUCAGCUGUGUAUAUCCUUCUUCAGAGAAAAAUAAUUCCAACAGUUUAAACAGGAUGAAUGGUGUAAUGUUUCCAGGAAACUCACCAGGUUAUUCAGACAGAUCUAAUAUAAAUGGUCCUGGGACACCCCGGCCUGUAACUCGACCAAAAGUUUCUUUGUCACCUCCUAUGACUACAAAUGGUUUACCAGACAGUUCCGAAAGUAAGGAGCUGAGUCUCCUGCAAACUGAGGAGAAAAUUAACAGUGAAUCACCAGCAUCUGAGCCUGAAAGAGUCCAAAACUGUCCUGUAAAAAAUAAACACCCUGGAGACGAUCCAUCAGAAAUGGAAGUUUACGAAGUAAAAAGACUUAAAUUUGACAAAGAGGAGGAAGCUGAAGAAACCUCCGACGAGAGUGGCCCCCACGAAGCAUGCUCAGCAAUGGUAGAAGAGACUGAGACAACUUCUCCAUCUCAGGAUAAAGAAAAAGAAACCAUUGAAGACAGACAGCAUUGUAAAGAAGAAGUUGAGGAGGAAGAAGAAUCUCUCAUGAUGUCAAGAGAAGUUUUUCCAGAAAGAAAAGUUCUAGACAAAGACAGUGCCUCCUCAGCUGAGAAAGAAGAUGUUUCUGAGGAGAAUAAUCAGAUUGGGGAAUCUGACCAGACUCAAGCAAUGAAAGACUCAUCUUCUCCAAAUAGUGAGAACAGUGGAUCUUUUAGUAGCAAAGCUGACUGCAGUGACAAAGAAGAAUUGGGCUCAAAUGUUAGUGAAACUCCUGAAAUUGCAUCAGAGACCCCAGUGGAAAACAGCGAUGACGCCACAGAAACUGCAGAUGAACCUAUGGAACAAGACUAAUAAUUUUAAUACACUUAGAGGCAGUAUUUUCCACGAGGCUCUGGUUUUACACUGUAUAAAUAAUUUUAUGUAAUAAAAGUGGACUGUUAGUUUUCCAAGAGAAGCAGGAUGUAAAUUGAACUUCUCAGUGCGUUAAAUCCUGAAGGACUUGUACUUGUUACUGUGAAAUAUUGGCUCCUUCAGGUCCUGCUUGCUACUGAAAUUUCAGUAUGGUCAAAUCUGGUCUGUGUAUAGUUUUUUUUAUUAUUUAGAAUUAAAAUUUUUAAACUGGAAGGCAGUUCUAAGUCUGACAAUUUUUUGGAGAUUCCAUAUUUAGUUACUUCU
Messenger RNA from Protobothrops mucrosquamatus (brown spotted pit viper), 1389 nucleotides. It is a transcript of the gene PPP4R2, whose product is annotated as protein phosphatase 4 regulatory subunit 2. Gene Ontology annotation, molecular function: protein phosphatase regulator activity. NCBI's taxonomy places the organism in Eukaryota, Metazoa, Chordata, Lepidosauria, Squamata, Viperidae. The transcript is spliced from 8 exons. Bases 10 to 1065 code for a protein of 351 amino acids. Gene Ontology annotation, cellular component: nucleus; protein phosphatase 4 complex; cytoplasm. The record is from RefSeq and is a predicted model, not a curated record. Gene Ontology annotation, biological process: protein dephosphorylation.